AGGAACAGCUGAAAAAGAACAACAAAGCCACGAAGACGACGACGACGGCUCUAACAACAGAUGUACGCCUAAAAUAUACCAAAUAUAUCGGUGACAUCAUCGCUGGAGGAGACAUCGUGUACCCUUAAAGCCAAAUUUGAAAAGCCUCACUUCUUCACUCCCAGAAAAUUGAACAAUGGGACGCAUCUUCUUGGACCACAUUGGUGGGACACGCCUCUUCUCCUGUGCCAACUGUGACACCAUUUUGACCAACCGGUCUGAGCUUAUCUCCACACGUUUCACAGGAGCCACGGGCAGAGCUUUCCUCUUCAACAAGGUAGUGAACCUACAGUAUAGCGAAGUGCAGGACAGAGUGAUGCUUACCGGCAGGCACAUGGUGAGAGACGUCAGCUGCAAGAACUGCAACAGCAAGCUCGGCUGGAUCUACGAGUUUGCUACCGAGGACAGUCAGAGGUACAAAGAGGGACGUGUAAUCCUGGAGAGGGCGCUAGUUAGAGAGAGUGAGGGCUUUGAGGAGCAUGUCCCCUCAGACAACUCAUGAGCCCCUAACCUUGGAUUAACUUGUGUGGGAAAGCUCACUCCCGAGUCCUCCUUUCCCUCUCCUUUACCUCCCCCCCCUCUGCCUCUGCGCUGCACACCACCAUUUGCAGAUUUAGUGGUCUGUGAAGUUUUGGCUUCACCCUCUUACCCCACCCCAGUCUCUGGCCUCUGACCUUAGACCUCUGCUGAUAUGAAGAUUGAAUUUGCUGGAUCUAUUCUUGCUGAAUAGGCUCCCAAAAAAAAUACGUCCUGAUUUAUGUGUCACAGGGCGCCCCCUCCCCAUAACAGCUGGGGAGUUGUAACUUCACUUGUUUAAGUGUUUGUGCACGGUCACACAGAAUUUUCACCACCACUGCAUAAGGCAUGCUCCACACCUUUUCCAUAUGGUAACUUAAUACAUGCAUGAUAACAGUCACAGUUAGUCACGUAACAAAAUGCAUCACUUGGUUGUUCUAUUUAUUUAGAUAACUGAAGGCAGUAGAGCUGAUUGUGUUCAUCCUCCAGACAUGGGUAAAACAACCGGCACCACUCUACACAGCAAUGUUUAAUGAACCAAUGGAGGUGUCACUCUACAUAUGGCUUCCUUGGCUCUUGUGCUUCUGUGUUGUGAACUUUGUCCCACUGUACUUGUCACCGGUGAGCACUGAAUGCAUUUAAGACCAUGAUAGUUGUUAUUUCUGUAUCAGUUACCUUUUCUUAGCCGGUAGUGUUAUUAAUGUAAUAGUGUUUAAAAUCUACAUUCUCAAUAUAUGGAACGCACAGAUUGAUGUCAUAUUUAAGUAUUCAUUGUAGUGUUUGACAGUGGUAGGGAUUUUUAUUUAGAUCUGCCUCACAUGAUGUGCAAUUAUUUUGAGUGAUGUGACAUUCUUGAAAUGUACACAGUGUCCCUCUGAUACAGUUCAUAGUGUGGAAGUGAUCUGCUGUACAGUAGACAAUCGUACAAUCGAUCCUACAAUUUAAUUCAGUUCUACCACUCUCCAUCUGUUACCAUGGAUUCUGUGCCUGUGUGGUGUGCCGUGUGAAGAGCAACAUGUCACGAUGGUGACUUAUCAGGAGCGUGUACCUUCCAGCCGCAUGUCUUCAGUAUGAGGGAGGAGGAAUAUGUCUGAGACGUGAUGGAGACAUUCUCUGUCUGUGUUUAAGGAUAGGAUUAUGAGAGGAUGGGUCAAUCAAGCGUUUGAAAUUAGCAGGAUGGAAGAGAUAACGGAGCCUCUGAAGGAAUAACUAAAACCACAACACUAAAGACAGUUAAUAGUCUUAUCUGUAACACAGAGCAGUGCUGGAAAUGACAAACCAAAAAUAUAUUUCAAUCCUGCUGGAGUCUGAUUUUUAGGCCUGUAUGCAUUUGAACAGUUGCAGAGCGCUGGUGACCCAUCCUCUCUUUAUAAUCCAAGGCUAAGGGCACAUUUGGUCAUUAGAUGGCCUGUUUCUUACAAGACAAAGCCAAACAAGCUUGGUGUCAUCCUCUGAUUAGGCCACAGACAUUUUAAGUGUCCUGUGAAGAGUUCAAUAAAAAUGUCAAAUUGUUAAAAAAAAAAAAAAAA
Molecule: messenger RNA, 2084 nt
Organism: Thunnus maccoyii (southern bluefin tuna)
Lineage: Eukaryota; Metazoa; Chordata; Actinopteri; Scombriformes; Scombridae
Product: protein yippee-like 5
Exons: 3
Coding region: 176-541 (121 amino acids)
Source: RefSeq, a predicted model, not a curated record